UGAUGUUCCAUUUUUGAUAAAAAAAAUUGGAGUUUAGAAGUGAAACAUACUUAAUUUGAAAAUAUAACAGAUUGUUCCGUAGGUACAUCUACGGAACACUCUAUUUUCAAAAUCUUCUGUAGACUUAGCUACGGAAGAUUUCAUAAACUUAAUUAAUAUGAGAUUUCCCCAGUUUUAUUAUGUUUUACUAUGUACCUAUGAAAAAAAUAAGUAAAAAAAAGGUGGUUCCGAAGAUAUAUCUAAAAGGAACAGUUUUAACAACUUAGAUGGUGAGAGAUUCAUGAGAUGAGGAUAGAGAUACUCAAAAGAAAUUGCUCUUUGAGUUUUUUUUUUCUUUACAAAAUUUAACAAUGAAGAAAUUAGUAACAAAAUGAAUUUAUUCGUCUCUAAAUUUAGCAAGUGGUGUGGUAGGGAACUAGGAAGCUGCAUGGUGUAUGGGCAUAAUUUAAUGUUUGAGUUUGAUAUGAUAUCCUCUAUUUGAUGAUGAUGAUGAUAAUAAUAAUAAUAAUAAUAAUAAUAAUAAUAAUAAUAAUAAUAAUAAUAAUAAUAAUAAUAAUGUGUAAAAUAUGGUUUUAAAUUGCGGUUGCGGCUGCGGAUGCAGUUGUGGUUUCGGAAGUUGCGAUUGUGGUCAUUGCGCUUGUUGCGAUGCGCAUUGCGGCCGUUGCGGCGUGAAUUUUUUAAAGAAAGUGUUUGAAAUAGUAUAUUGAAAAACACUUAAUUUUAUAUUCUUUCAUUAUAUAAAAAGUAAAUUGAGUUUUAGAAAUCUAAUAUAUUGAUUUUUUAUGAAAAUAUUAAAAAAACAUGAUGAAAAUUGUCCGAUGGGUUUCCAAAUACAUCUGAAAGCGAAAUUUUAAAAUCACACCGCAAUUACGGAGGCAACCACAUCCGCAAUAUUGCGGGUGCAAUUGCGGUUGCAGACCGCAAUUUAAAACCAUGGUGUAAAACUUGUUUAAUGUACGGUUUAGUAAAAUGUGAGAGAAAACAAAAAGAGGAAAAUGCUGUUGCGUGAGUAAUUAAAUUGCCGACGUUAAUUUGUCCUUGCAUAUACAUAUGAAGUUUAUAUAUAUUUGGAAUUAGUGCCUAGUGGUGUAAAAAUAAUAUUCAAAAACCAGAAAUAAAUCCCUGCAUAUCACAACUAAUAAGAUGCAUAUUAGAUAUUCCCAAACGCGUAUACGCCUUCAUGUUUCAAGGACCAUUCGAUUAUAUCAAAUAAUUUAAAUUUAAAUUUUAUAUUUUAAAUUAUAAUUCAAAAAUUAAAAAACAUAUUUUUUAAAUCAUCUGGUCUUGAUCGGACAGUCACAGAUGCAUGUGUGUAUUACAGUGAAUUUACAUUCAAUUAUUAGUACUACUAUUCUUAAGCUUUCACAAAAUCCAGAUCAAUUUUCUUCUUCUUCUUAUGCCACGUGUCACUAAGCAGUUGGCUAAGUUGACAUGAACGAGUAUGAUUAUUUUUGACCCAUGGAGGAGAGGACCCAUUUCUUAUAGUUAAAAUUACAGUAAGUAUAAUUUGAAGGAUAAAAUAAAACACACUGAUAAUUUUAAUUUGAAAAAUAAUUGACAUCACAAUCAUCAUUAAUUUGCCAUUCAUUAUUUUAAUAUCCACCAGAUUCAUUGAAAUAAAUGCAUGUGAGUCCAUUAUACAAAAUCUAAACUUGCAAGAAAUCCUCAAAAUAGUAAUUUAUAUAUUUCCAUUCCAAUUCCAUAGAAUAUAAGACAAUCCCUUCAAAUUGUAUAUGACAAGACAUUUUACCCCUAAAAUAGUCAAUACAAAUAUCAUUACUUUUUUGUGUAAGACAAUAAUUAUAGACAGUUAUGAAGCAGCAGCAGCAGCAUCAACACUCGGCCAACAAGCAAAAACAGAAUUUAUGGGCGACUAUGGUGUUGCGCAAAUGGCUUAACAUUAGAAGCAAGAAGCCUGAUUAUGUUGCUGACUCUGAUGAUACUGAGGAUGACCCUGAAACUGACUCUGACAAUGAAGAGUGGAGAACCGGUUCGCGGUAUAGGGACAGCAAAGAGGAUGAAACUCCAUCUGAAUCAUGUGAAUUUCUCCCUGGCUUACGGAGGCAAAAGUCAUUGACAGUAAGGUCUCAGUAUAUAAACAAGAAGGAACUAAGAGUAUGUGUUGGGACAUGGAAUGUUGGAGGAAAACUUCCACCUAAUGACCUUGAUAUUGAUGAUUGGCUAGACAUUAACCAUCCAGCUGAUAUAUAUGUCCUUGGCCUUCAAGAGAUUGUACCUUUAAACACAAGUAACAUUUUCGGUGCUGUAGAUACUCGUAAUGUGCCGAAAUGGGAAAACAUUAUUAAAGAAACAUUGAAUAGAGUUCAACCAAAACCAUCUAAGAUAAAAUCCUUCAGUGAUCCUCCAUCGCCAUCAAAGUUUAAACCAUCUGAUGAUGCUCCAGAUAUCGAAGAAGAAGAAAUGCUACUAGAAAGUGAUGGUGAUAUUGGUGAGGAAAUCCAUCCUUUGGACGAAGGAUAUGAAGUACUCGAUGGAGUCACAGAUAAACCGAUCACACAUGAAUCACUGAAUACUAGUUUGAAGGAUUCAAAUGCUGCUGGAAUUGCCAAUUCACGAGUGAUUAUCGAUAAUGAUUUAGAGAAUCAGUUAUCUUAUCAAAGGAGGUUGGAUAGGCUAAACUGUUUACGUGACGAAGAUUUAUCGGCAAAAUUUGAAACACCAUCUUCUCCACAGAUUAGUAAACUAUCUAGAAUGGUUAGUGGGACUGAAAGGAUUGGUUUGAGUUGGCCAGAGCCACCAUUACAUUUGUUAUCUCAUACCGUAUUGGAGAGAGCAACUUCUCUUAAACCAGUUAAAUCGUUUAACGCGACAAAGUCAUUUAGAGCCACUGAUUCUUUUAAAUCAAAAACACAUGCAAUGGAUAUAUUGGCAGAAAUUGACCUUGAAGCCUUGAUGAAGAGGAAAACAAGAUCUUCUUAUGUGAAGAUAGUGAGCAAGCAGAUGGUUGGGAUUUACAUCACCAUUUGGGUUCGAAGGAGCGUGCGGAAACAUAUUCAGAAUUUGAAGGUUUCCACUGUUGGUGUUGGUGUUAUGGGCUAUAUUGGCAACAAGGGAUCGGUAUCAGUGAGCAUGUCCAUAUAUCAGACACUUUUCUGCUUUGUAUGCACCCAUCUUACAUCAGGUCAAAAGGAAGCAGAUGAAAUCAAAAGAAAUGCCGAUGUUCGUGAAAUACAUCAAAGGACUCAUUUUUAUUCACUUUCUGAUAUCGGACUUCCCAAAAGUAUAUUCGAUCACGAAAGAAUAAUCUGGUUCGGUGAUCUGAAUUACCGUAUCAAUUUGUCAUAUGAAAAAACAAGAGAUCUUAUCUCGAAAAAGCAGUGGUCGAAAUUGGUUGAGAGCGACCAGCUUGCGAAAGAACUAGAAAAAGGUGUAUUUAAUGGAUGGUCAGAAGGAAUGUUAAAUUUCCCUCCAACCUAUAAGUACGAGGUUAAUUCAGACAAGUACAUUGGGGAAGAGCCGAAAGUUGGGAGGCGUACACCAGCAUGGUGUGAUCGUAUUCUUUCUUAUGGAAAUGGAAUGAGAUUACUGAGUUACAAAAGGAAUGAACUUAAACUUUCAGACCAUAGACCUGUGACUGCCACAUAUAUUGCUGAGGUUGAGGUUUUCAAUCCAAGGAAGCUACAGAGAGCACUUACAUUCACGGAUGCGGAGAUCGGAAACGAAGAAAUCAUCUCAAGUUUUGGCACUUGGAAUUUAUAGCAUAUUCUGGACAGGUGAAGGAGCAGCAAUGCUAGUUAUUCCAACUUCUCAAAUUCAGAGUCACUAUACUAGAUAUUAAUAAAUUUCUUCAUUUGAUAUUUCUUAUAUAUUUCUAAAGUCAAAUCUUAUAGAAAAAAUAGUUGUAUGAUCUGUACAUCAGGUAUCUUAUGAACAUGUUUUAAAGCUAGUUGUUAGAUUGGCUGUAUUGUAUAUGUAAACUCUGAACUGUAUUUGAAGAGCUUUCAUAGGAAACUUUGGGUAUGUUUGUAAAGAAUAAAUAGAAAGCAAUGUGUUGAAGAUGCUA
Molecule: messenger RNA, 4024 nt
Organism: Vicia villosa (hairy vetch)
Lineage: Eukaryota; Viridiplantae; Streptophyta; Magnoliopsida; Fabales; Fabaceae
Product: type IV inositol polyphosphate 5-phosphatase 3-like
Exons: 11
Coding region: 1813-3720 (635 amino acids)
Biological process (GO): phosphatidylinositol dephosphorylation
Molecular function (GO): inositol-polyphosphate 5-phosphatase activity; phosphatidylinositol-3,4,5-trisphosphate 5-phosphatase activity; phosphatidylinositol-4,5-bisphosphate 5-phosphatase activity
Source: RefSeq, a predicted model, not a curated record